AGGUUGGCCAAAGUUAGUUCUGCAAGUUAGUUGUCUUGACUCCAUCGGAAGAGCCUGGGUCGUUGGUUAUGCUUGCUGCAGCUUACCCGUAGUGCCUGGACAUCAUGUAUUAGACGUGCCCUGCUGGUUACCUAUAGCUACUACAAUUCGAGAUCGUGUUCGAGAAUACUUCCUUGGAGGAUCCCAUCAACUUCUUCAAACUGAUAUUGUUAAUUUAGGAACAGAUAGGUUCAAACUGAAAACUCAGUCCAAAGGUGUAGUUAAUUUGAAAAUAGAUUUAGUGUUAAGAAAUUUCACACAAUUUGGAGUAGAAUAUAAGUAACAAUGAAAGUGUUUGCAUAUCUUGCAUUUACUUUGCUUUCCAUAGUUAUACAAUUUUGUGUAAUGGAUUUAACCCAUGAUAAAAUUGGAUUCGAUGAUGAACAAACUGAUUUCAACAUUACUAGUCAGAAAAAGAAAUUUCAAGAAUUGAUGAAUGAUUUUACCCAAAAGCCCCAUGCUUUAUAUUACCGAACACACUUAAAUGAUCAGCGAAAGGAAUUAAACUUUAUGCCUUCUACUAAAACUUAUUCAAAUACUUCUAUGCAAAGAAUAGAAAUAUCCACUAUAAUUUCCAGUACUAUACUAGACGAAUUGUAUGACGAAAAUGUAUCUACCACAGAAGACACAUUUACAACUGAAUCAUUGUACACAAGUACUGAAAUAGAUAAUGUCACUGAAAUAAGCUUUUUUGAGAAUAAGAAUCAAUCAGUAGUGAAACCAACGAUUCCUAAGAAAUCUAUAAACAAAGAUUGUGGGUGUAACUUAUUGUACAAUGUGUGUGAUAUUAACUGCUGCUGUGAUAAUGAUUGUUCUGAGGCUGAAAAAAAUAUAUUUGUAAACUGUAAAAAUACUCUUAAGAGAAAUGACCUGAAUCUCCAUUCAUGUUACCCUUAUGAAUUUUUCUCAUACCAAGAGAGCAGUCUAGUAGAGAAUUUAUUCUGUAUUGUUAAAACUAACUUACCUGAAAAACGUAACAAGGACUUAAAAAAGUUUGACAGUGAUGCAGUUGCUCACUCAUAUAAGUGGCACAGUGGGGUAUAUUCAAAACAUACAGAGUUCCAAAAAAAGCCAUAUGUGUAUGGUGAACCUGUGUGGGUAUUAAAAGAUGGGUCUAUUUGGUAUAUUGAUACACCAUCUACAACUAUAAAUAAUUACUGCACUGGUAGAAAGCCUAUAUUAUUUUUGAAAAAUGAAAAAAUUAAGUGCAUUGUCAAUUUGAAAGAUUUAGAAAUGUUUAAAAUUCUUAAAACACCACAAGAAGCACCCUGUAUAAGUGUGACUGAAAAAUCCAUGAACACCACUGCUUUGAACUGUUCGACUUUACAUUGCACCAAUUGGACAAUCACUGUUUGUAAAGGUAUUGAGUGUGUUGAUUAUAAUAAGAGCUUACACGACCCUACUUGCACAGAAACCUCCUGCACAAAUCUUGCGCUGAAGUUGGAAUAUGUAUUCUAUUACCAUGAUUCUAAGAUCAUAAAUGCAACUAUAAAAUUAUUCACUCAAAAUAUAUCAUUGGAUGUCCCAUACAUGACACAACAAAUAAAUGUAAGAUUUAUAAUAUCAAAUGUAUCAAUGGAGAAAAUAAUUGAGAUAAGUGGGAACCCUGGUUAUAUUCAUGGUCACCCUGUUAUAUCAUCGUCUGCAGAAGCUAACAGAUCAUUGAACUUUUUCAAUAUCACAUCUCCAGACAGAAAAUAUCUGGUGCAGUCCAGUAAUAAAGAUGGAGUUUGUAUGUUGUCCAAUACAGAGAAUAAUUAUAUUAUGUUUGGAUUAAACAAAAGAAUAAAGUGUCGGUAUAUUUAUAACAAAGGUAUUGGAUCGCAAAAUGGUACGAACCUUUGCAAUGACAUUGAGAGUCAUAUGGAACAGGAGUUUGGAUUAAAUAACAAAUUAUUUGUUUCACCCCUUGGGAACCCUUUAGACAUCAAAGACAGUGAUUGGGUCCCCAUCCAGAAUAAUCUCGAUAAGAAAGAAAUAACAUAUGGACAGUUUGUGACAAAGAAUUCUAAGCUUCGUUGUUACAAUGUGAUCACUAGAAUCUCAUAUAUUUUUACUUACGCCGAUGUGAGUUUGGUAACAACUAAAAGGGAAAAUAAAAUAAUAUCUGUCAACAUUAACGUUACAACCCAAAACGUAACGUUUACUUUCGAUGAUAUAUCGACAGUGAUAACAAUCGAUAUCAAUUUCAUCGAUGGAACCAAACCUCGAGUCUACGAGUACGCAGCUGGUCCUCACCUUGAUAUUCAUUUGCCUAAAGACUUCUUUUUCCCUUUUCCAUCAAAUGGAUUCCAUGUGACAAAACAAUGUUCGAACCUCAUAUUGAUGUGUUAUAUUGUGUUGUUUCAAAUAAAAUAAACUUGCUGGUAAUAA
This is a messenger RNA of Ostrinia furnacalis (Asian corn borer), 2412 nucleotides long. RefSeq names its product B9 domain-containing protein 2. Gene Ontology annotation, biological process: cilium assembly. Gene Ontology annotation, cellular component: MKS complex; ciliary transition zone. Lineage: Eukaryota; Metazoa; Arthropoda; Insecta; Lepidoptera; Crambidae. Bases 325 to 2397 code for a protein of 690 amino acids. The transcript is spliced from 6 exons. The record is from RefSeq and is a predicted model, not a curated record.